AUGGCGACCGCUCAGAUACAGCGAAGUACUGCGAGCGCAGUGACGCUGCCCAAUCGCAUCGCCACAGAGCAGCAGUCGUUGGUUCUCAUGAAGAGGCUGCUGGCUGUUUCUGUUUCUUGUAUUACUUACCUGAGGGACUUGUUCCCAGAAUAUGCAUACGGAACAAGAUAUCUAGAAGUUAAUCUUUUGCUCCCAGACAUAUGCGUGAAAAUUCUGCGGGAAGAUAAAAACUGCCCCGGCUCGACUCAGCUAGUGAAAUGGAUGUUGGGAUGUUACGAUGCAUUGGAGAAGAAAUACCUCAGAAUGGUGGUAUUGGCAAUCUAUACCAACAUUGAUGAUCCUCAGACUAUUACAGAAUGUUACCAGUUUAAGUUUAAAUAUACUCCCGGUGGGGCCAUUAUGGACUUCUCAAGCGGCAUAGGCAAUUCUGUAUCUGCCUGCUCGGAUGUGAAGAAAGCCAGUGUCCUGCUCAUACGUAAACUUUAUAUCCUCAUGCAAGAUCUGGGACCUCUACCAAAUGAUGUCUGUUUAACCAUGAAGCUGUUGUAUUAUGAUGAAGUUACUCCAGUGGGCUACCAGCCUCCGGGCUUCAAAGAAGGCAGCUGUGAAAACAUGAUGUUCGAGGGGGAACCCAUGUACCUCAAUGUUGGUGUGGUGGCCACCCCUUUUCAUUCCCUGAAAGUCAGGGUAACUACAGAAAAAGAAAGAAUGGAACAUGUGGAAGAAAACGUAUUGAAGGAGUCAGAUAGUAAAACGCCUACACGUGCUUUAAAGCUGGAUAUUGAUGAAGCAAAGUUCCCUGACCGUUCUCUCAGUGAUGAGCCGCUGCGUGAUCAUCAAGCUGAUGUACAGAAGAAGGAAGCUUCAUCUUUGCAUUUGGAAGAUCUCAGUCUCAGUUCUCAAGAGGAUGGAAUGAUGGAAACUCAGCAUGAUAUUAAUCAGCCACCACAGCCUGCCAAUACUAGAUCAAUUACCACCGAGCGCAGAACCAGGAGCGGACGGAUCAUUUCAGAAAAGAAGCCACUUCCAGCAGAGAAAUCCCAGGCCAACAAUUCCAGAGCAGGAAACAAAAGACAAGCCAGCAAGGAGAGUCAACCUUUGGAUAUCUUUAGCAGCCAAAAGAAACCUCCUGGAACAAAGAAAAGGAAGCUCAGUGAACCAAAAGACCCCAUUUAA
Molecule: messenger RNA, 1176 nt
Organism: Nanorana parkeri
Lineage: Eukaryota; Metazoa; Chordata; Amphibia; Anura; Dicroglossidae
Product: HORMA domain-containing protein 1-like
Exons: 1
Coding region: 1-1176 (391 amino acids)
Source: RefSeq, a predicted model, not a curated record